This is a messenger RNA of Tuber melanosporum (Perigord truffle), 437 nucleotides long. RefSeq lists its product as uncharacterized. The transcript has a single exon. The record is from RefSeq and is a predicted model, not a curated record. NCBI's taxonomy places the organism in Eukaryota, Fungi, Ascomycota, Pezizomycetes, Pezizales, Tuberaceae. The coding region runs from base 1 to 180 and encodes 59 amino acids.
AUGGUCACGCCCGUCAAGCCUACAGAUCGGGCAUGGGUGUGGUACAUUGGCUAUUUCCGUGGCCAAGUUGAGUUUCUUUCUUUCCUUCCUUUUUUCGUUCUCUCUUUUUUUUUCUUUUUUUUCUUUGCAGGAGUAAUCCCUUGUGAAAGCUUCAGUAGCUGGCAUGAUAGGUCAGCCUGAAGGUUUUAGAGAUGCAAGAAAUGAACCACCCAUAUCCAAUAGGACUGUGGGAACGGGUAUAAGUUCACAUGCGAGAAGUAAGCUCCUGUGCUCGUACUCGAGUAUGGUACGGCAGACUUACGAGUACUCGCACAAUACGGUACUUGUACCUAAUACCACCACAACCCCGCCUCUGAGACUUCCGGAAAGGUACUCGAGCACAGUACCAAGUGCGGUAUGCCAGUCUAAGACCUACUUGCACCCGAGUAGACAAUGAA